GUAGUUUUCUGGUGGUGUUUCCGGAAAUGGCGGUGUGAAUGGACAUUAAAUCAAGAUUUGUUUUGACCGACCUUCACAGGAAAGAUGAAAACUAUCAAACGAAUAGCUCGUGGAAUAUGUGACUUUGUAAAUGUAAUUGAGUACAUGAAACAUGGAAAAUACCCAACAGACGCUACUGACGGCGAAAAACGAAGCCUUCGGAAACGCUCCAAGAGCUUCAGGCUGGAUGGCGAAAAUCUUUAUUAUUUGAUGAAUACGUCAGAAAGUAGUGAUGACGUUUCAAAGAGACAUGAUCGUCUGGUUGUUCUUACGGAUGAACAACGUCUGGAGAUUAUUGCAGAAGCACAUGUAGAUCCAAGAGGUGUUCAUCUGGGUCGAGAAAAGGCCACAGCAAUUAUCAACAAGAAGUACUACUGGGUGGGCGUGUCCAACAUGGUAAGGGAGUAUUCACGAGCAUGUCAGGUUUGCCGAGCCAACAGGGCAGCCCAGAGCCAGGCCUACGAACUUUACCGUUCACAAAUAACCAGUACAGCCAAAGAAGAAGACGAAUUCCACGAUGUCGAAACAGCUUCAUCAUUAUCCUCUUCCUUGAUGUCCACUUCCUCUGACCUGGCUGAUGAUUCCAUCAAAAUGGAAUGGCAAAUAUCAUCAGACCCUAUGGCAUUUGGUGAAGUGGUGGAGCUGUCGGUUUUGGGUCCGUACAAGUGUCAGAAGAGUAGCCGAUAUGUGGUGGUUUUCCUGGAUGUGUUCUCUAGUUGGCCAGAAGCUUACCUUUUAGAUACUGUGACACCAGCAGAUAUUACACACCUCGUCAUGAAAUGGGUCUGUAGGUUUGGAGUGAUGCAGAACCUAAAUGUGAAGGACUGUGGACCAUCAUGCUCAACGACUCAGUGUCAACCCUUAACCAAAGUGUUGAAGGAUCAGGGUCUUUUUGAUGUGACUAUACAUCAGUGUUCCACUGUUUGGAAUUCAUCUGCACAAUGGAAUGAAGUAGAAAAAAAAGUUGUCAGUUUUAUUGAGAAUAAUGAGUGUUGGGAUAAGUGUUUAGAUUUUGCCCUUUUGCCUCUGCGUAUAUCUAGAGGAAAAGAUGCGCAGUACACACCAAGCUAUUUAACAUUUGGCAGGGAAUUCCGCCUGCCCCUAUACCUAUCACAUCGAGUGGAUGUCAGCUGCACAAGUGCCACACUGGACCCCCACCUGACAAUAGGCCAGAUGCAGUGCUCAACUGAUAGACUAGUCCAACUCUACACAGAAUAUACCAGUGAUAUGGGGAAAGAAGUCACGGAACAAAACGUUGAGGUGACGGACAAAACCGACUUUAAAGUACCCACAAAUUCUAAUCUGUCUGGAAAGAAACGUGGAAAAAGAAAGAGAGGCUUGCAACAAACCGACAAAGAGGUGGAAGAGAACAAUGAUAAUAGUGAUGUUGUUUACAGUACUGAGGGUUCAGAGGGUAAUACAGACGUUCCUUUGUCUACAGGGCUGCCCAAGGGGGCAAAAAAGCGUAAACCCAGACAUUCCCAGCAGCUCAAGGAUAGCAAACAUAUCAAAACAGAAUCAGCCAAGGAGGCAGAUAAUGAUGGAGAUUUUGAAAAAUAUGAUCAAGAAAUGUGCAAGAUAUCCUUAGAUGUGUUCUAUAGAAGCAUUUUGACCUACUUGGAAGAACAGACGUACCCUCGUGGGAGUAGUGAACACCUGAAGCGGUCCGUCAGAAAAGCCCACACUAGUUACUCUGUAGAAGAUGGAAAACUCAUGUACAACAUCGGAUCUACUGGCAAAAAGCAGGUGAUCACCACACUGAAGAGCAGGAUGGAACUCCUGAAGUCUGCACAUAUAGACUCAGAAGGUAAUCACAUGCCCGUACGACAUGUGACGAAGGAGUUAUCCCAAUACUACUGGAGAGGCAUGGUGGCAGAUUGUCAAGCAUUUGUAGCUGCUUGUCCUACUUGUGAUACGAAACGCUCUGAGAAAAAGAGGAAUUUACAGGAAGUAGUCUUAUUGGCUAGUAUCCGAAAAUUUGAGAAAAUUGCUGAAGUUGCAGAGAAACACUACUCCUUACUUAUACAGUAUCUACAUAAGUCAAAGUUCCCGCCAUCAACCACUGAUAAAGAUAAAACUGCAGUUGAGAAGAUAGCCUCCCAGUUUAAGCUUGUCAAAGGUGUCCUGUAUUUGAUGGACAAGUCGUCAUCCAUGUGUGUGGAAAUAGCCAGUCGAGCCCGCAAAAUGGCCAUCAAAUCUGCACACGCCAGUACAGGAAGUGCUGUUCCUAGCUUUGAAGAACUCUGUGGGGAGGUCAGUCAAAAGUAUAUAUGGCACAGCCUGACCACAGAUGUGCAUCAUUACCUGACCACACUGGAGACUACAGCUCAGGCAUGUACAACAGUCAGACCAACGAAUGUAGAAAAGAAGCGGUUGGAGUUCCUUGAAUUUUUUAAUGAUGAAAAAGCAUUUUUUGAGAAACAUGACAACCACUCUGUGACCAAAUCAAUCCAAGGCAAAGGCGAAGAGAAUAAUGAGGUGACUGCAGAGAUUGGGCUGGACAUGCAUGUGUCUGAAGAUGAAGAUGAAUGUGAAAGUGAAGAAAUCAGCAUGUCCAACAAUUCUGAACAGCGUACCACGGAUGAGACAGGGAGCGGUAAUAAAACAGGAAGUGAUUUGUGUCAAGGAACAGACACUGAGGUAGGACUGAGCAACUAUGUGAGUAAUACUCCUAACAAAGUCUACCUGGUGUCCACCACCAGGAAUCCUACAGAAACCGAGUCGGCAAUAACUGUACACAUAACAGAAGAAGCAGAUAAAGAAGGUAAAGACAAUAAAAGUGACAAAGAGGAAUCAUCUCUAUUAAGUGAAAAAGAAGGUGUUAUCAGAAGGAAAUCUCAACUCUCUGACCUUGGUGAAGGAGGAUUGGUGCAGCUAGCUAAUGCCCUGGCCCUGGUGUCUGAUCCUCUGACCGAGGCAGCUGUCCAGUCUAUUAUUGAUGGGUCAGACCCCACACAGAAGGGGAAGGUCACACUGCCCCAAAAUCCCUCAACUAGGGCAACGAAGCUAACAAACAAGAAAACUACUGUAGGUGUUAUCUCAACAAAAGUUCAAUCCCAAUUAUCAAGCAGCCAUUCCAACCCACAAGAUACAGAAGAGGCGGAGGGUGAGGAGACUGGGGAUGGCAAGAAGAAGAAGAGGACAUGUUUAUUCACCUGUGACAUAUGCAAUCAGAUCGUCCGUGGCAAUGUCAAGUUUAAAAUUCACUUGGCUAAACACAAUGGCCAGAAGCCAUUCCAGUGUGAAGUGUGCAACAAGCAGUUCACUAAUAUCAAGUCCAAGCGUCUACACAUGCGGAGACACACAGGAGUAACUCCUUAUCUGUGCAAUCUCUGUGGAAAGAAGUUCUCAUUGAUCGGAAGCCUUAAAGCGCACAUUAAAAUCCAUGAGAAAGGUGGUAAUGUGAAAACGAAUUGCAAGAUUUGUGACAGGACGUUUGCUAGCAAAAAUCGUUUUGAAAGACACAUGCAGUUCAAACAUCCCAACACUCCUCCAGUGUACAAGUGUGAUGCCUGUAGCAAGUUCUUUACCACCUCAAGAAGCUUGAGGCGACAUACAAUGUCCUUCCAUAUGAAUGUAAAGUACCAUCUCUGUGGAGUGUGUGGGAAAAGCUUCUUUAGGAAGGAGUAUCUGACAUCUCACUUGGCACAGCAUCAGGGACUAUCAGGCCUCCGAAAGAUCGCAAAGAAACGUGACUCCUCCAAGGCCGAACAUGGGGAGGAGGUGGUUCAUGUUGAACACAUGGGCCCCUCAGUUGUACAGCAGCAACAAGAACAACACAUAUCUGAGCCUGGAGCAAUAUUGGUGGAUGCCUCUGUCUUACAUGUUAGUCACUCCAACAUCCAAAAUGUCCCUCACGCAGAAAUUCAGGUCUUAGAACAAUCUGACGUACAAAACAUUGGUUCUUCAGUAGUGCAUCACAUUGGUCCAUCAGGCGUGACUCGGCCAUCCCAGGAAGCCUUGGAGACCUACCAGGCCACACAUAUUGUGGCAAGUGGGGAUGUAGCAUCAGACAACAUGGUACCUGUCGCACUGUACUCCAACUCACCAGUACAAUACGCAGACACAGGAGCUCAGGUGGAGAGCACUUACUACACAAUAGAGACCCCCAGCCAGGACGAUGAACAACAGGUUGCUCACACAGUGGUGUAUGGUUACCCUGCUGUACAGUAUGAGGUAGAAUGUAGCUCUGGGGCUGACCAGCUUAACAGUGAGGACCUUUCUGCCAUCAAUCUCCUCGCACAAGCCAGUGUAUGUCAGGGUAGUGAGUCUAUUACCUAUGUCACACACGGGUACCAAUAGUGUGUGUUUGGGCAGCAAGUCUAUUACCUGCAACACACAUGGGUACAGAUGUACCAGUUGUCUAUGUUUGGCUUGCAUAUCUAUUAUCUAGGUCACACAUGGGUACCAGUAGUCUAUGCUUGGCUUGCAUAUCUAUUAUCUAGGUCACACAUGGGUACCAGUAAUCUAUGCUUGGCUAGCAUAUCUAUUAUCUAGGUCACACAUGAGUACCAGUAGUCUAUGCUUGGCUAGCAUAUCUAUUAUCUAGGUCAUACUACGGUACCAGUAGUGUAUGCUUGGCUAGCAUAUUUAUUAUCUAGGUCACACAUGAGUACCAGUAGUCUAUGCUUGACCAGCAUAUCUAUUAUCUAGGUCACACAUGGGUACCAGUAAUCUAUGCUUGGCUUGCAUAUCUAUUAUCUAGGUCACACAUGAGUACCAGUAGUCUAUGCUUGGCUAGCAUAUCUAUUAUCUAGGUCACACAUGGGUACCAGUAGUCUAUGCUUGGCUUGCAUAUCUAUUAUCUAGGUCCCACAUGGGUACCAGUAGUGUAUGCUUGGCUAGCAUAUCUAUUAUCUAGGUCAUACUUCGGUACCAGUAGUUUGUGUUUUUGGCAAUGAGUCGAUUACAUGCUUCACUGGGCAGUGAAGUCACACACAGAUACCAGUAGUGCGCUUUAGGAGAUUGUGUCCACAUGACUGUAUGUCGCAUAUGGGUCUUUUUUAGGUCACCUGAGACAAAGUCUCAGGUGACCUAUUGUGAUCGCCUUUUGUCCAGCA
This is a messenger RNA of Mizuhopecten yessoensis (Yesso scallop), 5099 nucleotides long. RefSeq lists its product as uncharacterized. Gene Ontology annotation, biological process: regulation of DNA-templated transcription. The record is from RefSeq and is a predicted model, not a curated record. Bases 85 to 4341 code for a protein of 1418 amino acids. NCBI's taxonomy places the organism in Eukaryota, Metazoa, Mollusca, Bivalvia, Pectinida, Pectinidae. The transcript is spliced from 15 exons. Gene Ontology annotation, molecular function: RNA polymerase II cis-regulatory region sequence-specific DNA binding; DNA-binding transcription factor activity, RNA polymerase II-specific.